UUUUCCUAUAAAGAAACUUCUCACAAAGUUUUUUGGCUUUGGAUUUUCCCUUCAAAAUUUGGCUGAUUUUCUUCCACAAAAAGUGUUGGUGUGUUUUGAUUGUAUGGCAAGAACUUGCAUGGCUGUGCAGGCAAAUGCAUUGUUUCUUAGGAAAAUGAGACAAUUGAGGCGACAAUUCAGCAGCUUUGUAAUUGAGUCCAGAGGCCAACAAGCCCCAAAUCAAAAAGAAGAUGAGACAGAAACAGAGUCAUUGUCCUAUAACUCAUCCACUUGGGUGCCCCAUCCUCGUACUGGAAUUUACUUCCCUCAAGGCCAUGAGUGGGUCAUGAAGGACAUCCCUGAAAAUGCAGCUUCCUUCUCUCAACUUUGUUGGUUUCGGGAUUCCGAUGGCAUCGACGACUUGAAUCUCGAUAACGAUAACUCUCCGAGGCCUCGAUUUGCAACUGUUUUCAGUGGUCGGGAUUGAGCCUUCGAAAAGAAGGUUGUUAAUGGAACGAUGAACAACGUGUUAACGAUUAGAGUUUAGAGUGAGUUGGAGUAAGGUUGGCCAAUGACCCAAAUUGGCCUUGAAAUAAUGUAGAGUUUGAUAGAUGUACGUAAAUAUAGCAUAAUAAAGUGAAGAAAUGGUACUUUGAAAAUUAAA
This is a messenger RNA of Benincasa hispida (wax gourd), 643 nucleotides long. RefSeq names its product glutamate racemase. NCBI's taxonomy places the organism in Eukaryota, Viridiplantae, Streptophyta, Magnoliopsida, Cucurbitales, Cucurbitaceae. The record is from RefSeq and is a predicted model, not a curated record.